This is a messenger RNA of Ipomoea triloba (trilobed morning glory), 765 nucleotides long. RefSeq names its product ATP-dependent DNA helicase PIF1-like. Bases 1 to 765 code for a protein of 254 amino acids. The record is from RefSeq and is a predicted model, not a curated record. The transcript is spliced from 2 exons. Lineage: Eukaryota; Viridiplantae; Streptophyta; Magnoliopsida; Solanales; Convolvulaceae.
AUGGCAAAAUUGAGGGGCAAACAGAUGCAUUAUUCUACAGAUCCCAUUAAAGCAAUUGUGGAAAGCACGUAUCCAUCAUUCUCAAGUAUAAUUGAUGAUCCAUCGUACUUACAAAAAAGGGCGAUAUUGGCACCAACACUUGACGUGGUACAUUCUAUAAAUGAAUAUAUGAGUUCUUUAAACACGUCUGAUGGAAUUACAUAUUUGAGUUGUGAUAGUAAUUGCAAAUCUGAUUCUAAUGUUGAUAUGUUAGCUGAUGUUCACACUCCAGAAUUUUUAAAUGGAAUCAACUGUUCAGGUGUACCCAAUCAUGCAUUGACAUUGAAAGUUGGCACUCCAGUUAUGCUAUUAAGAAAUAUUGACCACUCAAUUGGUUUAUGUAAUGGCACAAGAAUGGUAAUUACUAAACUUGGAAACCAUGUUCUAGAAGCAAGGAUAUUGUCCGGAAGCAGUGCAGGUGAGAAAGUACUCAUACCAAGAAUGUCACUUACUCCAUCAGACUUGAGGUUGCCGUUUAAAUUUCAAAGAAGACAAUUUCCAUUAAUUGUCUCAUAUGCAAUGACAAUUAAUAAGAGUCAAGGACAAUCGCUUUCUCAUGUAGGCCUAUUCUUGAAAAAACCUGUCUUUAGUCAUGGACAAUUAUAUGUUGCAGUUUCUAGGGUCACUACUCCAGAAGGGCUAAAAAUAUUGAUUUGUGACAGUGAAAGCACCAGAAAAACUUCAACAGCAAACAUUGUAUACAAGGAAGUUUUUCAGAAUUUGUAA